UCGUUACCUUAUCCCAAAAUCGCCAGAGAGUAGUACUAGGCUUAGGCAAAGAUCGAGAGGGGCUUUGGAUUUCAACAAUAAAUAUCCUUUAGUUCUUUAGAGUGAGUUUGUCAAAGAGACAGAAAAAUAUUAGCAACGUGCAAUAGUUAUAUAGCAAAGAGGAGAAAAGGGCAAGGAGAAUGGUGGACAGAGUAGUGGAAAAGACAAAAAUGAACCUCAAAGGAGAUCAUUCCAUGCCUGCGUCUAUGGUGAGGGAGACGUCUGUUGAUUGGAGAGGCAGACCUUGCAAGCCUAAUAAGCAUGGCGGAAUGACUGCUGCUAUUUUUGUCCUAGGUCUCCAAGCUUUGGAGAUGAUGGCAAUUUCCGCAGUUGGGAACAACCUGAUAACUUAUGUGUUCAAUGAGAUGCACUUUCCCCUGUCAAAGUCUGCAAACAUAGUAACAAACUUUAUAGGGACAGUCUUCCUCCUCUCACUCCUUGGUGGGUUCCUCUCAGAUUCUUAUCUUGGGAGCUUUCGGACCAUGUUGAUCUUUGGCUUUGUGGAGCUCUCUGGUUUUAUACUACUUUCCGUUCAAGCCCAUCUUCCAGAAUUAAGGCCACCAAAAUGCAACAUGAUGUUGGAGGGAGCUGGCCACUCAUGUGUGGAGGCAAAGGGCUACAGGUCUUUGAUAUUCUUCGUUGCACUCUACUUGGUGGCUGUAGGAAGUGGGAGUUUAAAACCCAACAUAAUAUCUCAUGGAGCUGAUCAAUUCAGAAAAGAUGACUCCAAGCAAUCCAGGAUACUCUCCUCUUAUUUCAACGCCGCCUACUUUGCUUUCUGCAUGGGGGAGCUUAUCGCGCUUACCGUUCUCGUUUGGGUCCAGACACAUUCUGGGAUGGAUGUUGGAUUUGGAGUCUCAGCAGCUGCCAUGGCAGCCGGAUUGGUCAGCUUGAUUUUGGGCACGCUUGUUUACCGGAACACACCGCCCAGCGGAAGUAUCUUCACCCCUGUUGCUCAAGUUCUAGUUGCUGCAUUUACAAAAAGAAAGCAAAUCUGCCCUUCAAAUGCAGGGAUGCUUCAUGGAAACCAAAACAAUGUGCCGAACCAUGUUCUUGCCAUGUCACCUAACAUCAGUGCUAAUCUCCUCCAUACCGAAAAGUUCAGGUUUCUUGACAAGGCCUGCAUAAAAAUUGAAGAUGGAAUUCGGACGAGUGAAAGUCCAUGGAAGCUAUGCACGGUGGCCCAAGUCGAGCAAGUGAAGAUUAUUAUCUCAGUUAUUCCCAUAUUUGCCUGCACCAUCAUUUUCAACACCAUUUUAGCACAGCUCCAGACGUUCUCAGUCCAACAAGGAAGCGCAAUGAACACCCGGAUCACAAGAAGCUUCAACAUCCCUCCAGCUUCGCUUCAAUCCAUUCCUUACAUUAUGCUAAUCUUUCUUGUCCCUCUGUAUGAAACUGCCUUUGUACCACUUGCUCGAAAAUUCACUGGAAGGGACUCGGGAAUCUCGCCUCUUCAAAGGGUGGGCGUAGGGCUCUUUAUCGCUACUUUCUCUAUGGUUUCGGCUGCAACGGUUGAGAAGAAGAGAAGAAACUCGGCUAUUCACUUGAAUGAGACACUCUCCAUCUUUUGGAUUGCCCCACAGUUUCUCAUCUUUGGCCUGUCCGAGAUGUUCACUGCUGUGGGGCUAAUAGAGUUUUUCUACAAGCAGUCUGUGGAAGGGAUGCAAUCCUUUCUAACUGCUAUGACUUACUGCUCAUACUCAUUUGGAUUCUAUUUGAGCUCCCUCCUUGUUUCGCUAGUGAACAAAAUAACCUCAAGUUCUGCUGGUGGUGGCUGGCUAAGUGACAAUGACCUCAACAAGAACAGGCUGGAUCUUUUUUAUUGGUUGUUAGCUGCCCUCAGCCUCAUCAACUUCUUCACUUACCUUUUAUUGUCUAAAUGGUACUCUUAUAACCCAUCAGUAGUACUAUCAUCCACUCCACCACAAGAUCAUCAGCCAUAUGGACUAGAAGACCCGGAAAACCACAAGCUGAACCCCUCAAAGCAAUUUGGUGCUGACAAUAUUUUACCUUAAGUCACAGUGUCUAUCUGGUGAUUAUUUCUUUGACUUAGACCUAUUUCUUACUCUUGUGUAUGUAUCGAAAGAAAAGUAAACCCUAGACUGAUAACUACUGAAUAGUCUUAGACCCACUAGGUGCACCUGCUUGGUUGAUAAAAUUGCCUUUUCCUUCUAUUACAGUAAUUAAACUGUGUAGGGAGGGGGCGGAUCUCUGAAGGGUCCCCCAUGGUUCUUGAGUUGAUUCCAAAGGCUGAUCUAUAACGAAGUUAGUCCUAAGCCCAUGAACCAGAAGAUGCAGUACUGCACGCUCCUAGUCCUCAGGAUCCCUUUUACUUCUUUAGUGUCUCUCAGUACUGGUCAUGCAUGUGUAAGGAGGACCUCUUCUCAUUUUUCUUUAUGGUAAAGGAAUAUGUAAGUGGUGGGGUCGUGCUUUAAUUCUCUACUUUAGUUAGUUAUAAAAAAGGAGGGUCUUUUAAAAGCA
Molecule: messenger RNA, 2520 nt
Organism: Carya illinoinensis
Lineage: Eukaryota; Viridiplantae; Streptophyta; Magnoliopsida; Fagales; Juglandaceae
Product: protein NRT1/ PTR FAMILY 4.4
Exons: 5
Coding region: 180-2054 (624 amino acids)
Biological process (GO): transmembrane transport
Cellular component (GO): membrane
Molecular function (GO): transmembrane transporter activity
Source: RefSeq, a predicted model, not a curated record